AUGAAGAUCCUUGAGGCUCAGAACGCCGUCUUGACCAAUUAUGAGGUCUACAAACAUCUGACGGAGCAGAGAGAGAGGUACGCCCAAGACAAGCGGCGAGGCCCUCCUAACCUAGAGACUGUUGUCAGAGAGAUCCUCCAGUACUUCCGUACACCUCCGAACCCGCUCAGCCAGAACCCGAUCACGUACACGCCGGAAUGCGUGGCCGCGCUCGUUGAGCGUCUACGGCCCUACAGCCUCUCCAAAGCCGAGGUCGUCAUGCUCUUCAACCUGCGGCCCCAGUCGGUCGCGAACCUGAACACUAGCGUCGAAGAGCUCGAGGAGCGUUUUACCCUAGAGCAGCAAGAGGCCAUUAUCGAGAUCGUUGUCGACGUGCUUGGCCGAUUUGGCGCUGUCGACAGCGAAAGCGCCGCCGAGGGAGACGUGUCCAUGGCCAACGGUGCGUCUUGA
Molecule: messenger RNA, 450 nt
Organism: Parascedosporium putredinis
Lineage: Eukaryota; Fungi; Ascomycota; Sordariomycetes; Microascales; Microascaceae
Source: the annotation of a GenBank genome assembly